GGCCACCAAGCUCCUGUUCAGGUACCCCUUCCAGCGCCGCCCGGAGCACCCGGCGUCCCCGACCAAUAAGCCCCGUGGCAGGUAUGCUGUUAACAACACAGGUGACCAUGGCGAGGACCAGGACGGCCACUCCAGGUUUUCCGAUGCUAUUCUGGCAACAAUUCUGGCAACCAAGUCUGAGAUGUGUGGCCAGAAGUUUGAGCUGAAGAUCGAUAACGUGCGGUUUGUUGGGCACCCAACCCUGCUACAGCACGCUCUGGGGCAGGUCUCUAAGACAGACCCGUCCCCAAAGAGGGAAGCACCUACCAUGAUCCUCUUCAACGUGGUGUUUGCACUGAGGGCCAACGCUGACCCGUCCGUGAUCAGCUGUCUGCACAACCUGUCCCGGCGCAUCGCGACUGUCCUGCAGCACGAAGAGCACCGCUGCCAGUACCUCACCCGGGAGGCCAAGCUGAUCCUGGCGCUCCAGGACGAGGUGUCCGCCGUGGCCGACGCCAGUGAAGGUCCUCGGUCCCCAUUCCACCACAUCCUGCCCAAGUGCAAGCUGGCCAGGGACCUCAAGGAGGCGUACGACAGCCUGUGCACAUCUGGCGUGGUGAGGCUGCACAUCAACAGCUGGCUGGAAGUGAGCUUCUGCCUGCCCCACAAGAUCCACUACGCGGCUUCGAGCCUGAUCCCCCCUGAGGCCAUCGAGCGGAGCCUGAAAGCCAUCCGCCCCUACCAUGCCCUGCUGCUGCUCAGCGAUGAGAAGUCCCUGCUGAGCGAGCUCCCGGUUGACUGCUCCCCGGCCCUGGUGCGAGUAAUCAAGACCACAUCUGCCGUGAAGAACCUGCAGCAGCUGGCCCAGGACGCAGACCUGGCCUUACUGCAGGUGUUCCAGCUGGCGGCUCACCUGGUGUACUGGGGCAAGGCCAUCAUCAUCUACCCGCUGUGUGAGAGCAACGUCUACAUGCUGUCCCCGCACGCCAGCGUGUGCCUGUACUCUCCGCUGGCCGAGCAGUUCUCCUGCCAGUUCCCCUCCCACGACCUGCCGUCUGUCCUUGCCAAGUUCUCCUUGCCUGUGUCCUUGUCAGAAUUUAGGAGCCCCCUGGCGCCCCCUGUGCAGGAGACCCAGCUGGUCCAGAUGGUGCUGUGGAUGCUGCAGCAUCGGCUCCUCGUGCAGCUGCACACCUACGUGUGCCUCAUGGCCGCCCCGAGCGAGGACGAUGAGGCCCCGGCCCCUGCCCGGGUGGGAGGCCGCAGCCUCAGCACACCCAACGCCCUCAGCUUUGGCUCCCCAAGGCGUCUGACCGGUGCCCCCAGCCAGCAGCGACGAUAUGACCCUGACCAGCCCCAGUGUGGACAACUCCAGCGCAGAGCUGCUCCCCAGUGGGGACUCGCCUCUGAGCAGGAGGGUGACGGAGAGCCUCCUGGCCAGCCUGUCAGAGCACGAGCGGGCCGCCAUCCUCAGCGUGCCUGCAGCCCAGAACCCAGAGGACCUCCGCAUGUUUGCCAGGCUCCUGCACUACUUCCGCGGCCGCCACCACCUGGAGGAGGUCAUGUACAGCGAGAACACGCGGCGCUCCCAGCUACUCGCACUCCUGGACAAGUUCCGCAGCGUGCUGGUGGUGACCACCCACGAGGACCCUGUCAUCGCCGUCUUCCAGGCCCUGCUGACAUGAGCCGGGCACAGGCUGGGGAGGCUGCGGGACACGGUGGCACCAGCCUCUCCCACCGUGGUCCUGUGCCGGUCAUCACCCGUCCGCCCAGCCGGGGCUCGAGGGCCCGGGUUGGUGCAGCUGUACCAGAGCAGCCCGCCUCCUGCCAUACACUGGUUGCUCUGCCCAGGACCCCGCCCCAGAGUCCCCGUCCUACAGGAGCUGGCUGCAGACAGUCGAUUCUGGGGGCUCUGGCUGAGUUUUCUGGAAAUAAAGCAUUUAUUUGUCUUUUAGCAGUUUAAAA
Molecule: messenger RNA, 1941 nt
Organism: Tupaia belangeri chinensis (Chinese tree shrew)
Lineage: Eukaryota; Metazoa; Chordata; Mammalia; Scandentia; Tupaiidae
Gene: NPRL3
Product: NPR3 like, GATOR1 complex subunit
Exons: 14
Coding region: 182-1939 (585 amino acids)
Biological process (GO): negative regulation of TORC1 signaling; cellular response to amino acid starvation; positive regulation of autophagy
Cellular component (GO): GATOR1 complex
Source: RefSeq, a predicted model, not a curated record